CUAAUUACGGAACUUUUAUACCUUUUAUUUUGUCUACCCUGUUUGUUACUGAUUUACUCGUAUGAAAAUUAUAAAUGUCGUCACUGUGUUAUCGAUUGACUUUCGUAGUUUAUAAUCUUACGACGUAUAUUACGCGUACGUGAGUGUUUAGUGUCAGUAUUUCAGUGUCGCUAGUCAGCAAUUGGUAAUUGAAAUAAAACGUGCCGAUAAGUAUUAAAAGAAAAACGGAAGCAUCGCAUUAAGCAUGUUCGGACAAUCUGGAAAUACAUCAUUUAGUGGUUUCAAUACAGCGACACAGUCUAGUCCGUUCGGGCAAUCAGCAUUUGGUAAACCAAUCACUACAACAAGUUUUGGUACUGGUGCCACACCAGUCUUUGGCAGUAGUAACACUUCUCUCUUCAGUUCAAAGCCUGCAGGCUCUACAACCGGUGGUUUGUUUGGCAGUACUACGACUCCACCUGCAUUUACGCAACCAUCUUUUGGAGGGUUUGGUACAACAAAUACAAACACCAAUUUAUUUGGCAGUCAACAAAAUGCAAGUACAAAUAUUUUUGGUACAAAUACUGCAACAUCGGCAUUUGGUCAAUCGAAUAAACCAGCAGGAUUUGGUUUUGGCACUACAUCUGGUACAAGUCUAUUUGGACAACCACAACAAUCAACUCAACAAACUACUCCUUUUGGACAAAGCAGUACCACUGGAAAUACAACUUUAUUUGGUACAACUCCUGGUUUUGGCAAUACAAACACCACAACCACUAGUAUGACUGGUACUGUUAUUAAAUUUACCCCUGUGAUCACUACCGAUUCCAUGUCCAAAAACGGUAUAUCUCAUACUAUAUCGGCGAGGCAUUGUUGUAUCGCGUCAAUGAAAGAGUAUGAAACAAAAUCUUACGAAGAGUUACGUUUCGAAGAUUAUUCCGUGGGACGAAAAGGACCCAGUACAGGAAUUUUUGGUACACCAGCACAACCAUUACCUUUUGGCAAUACAGGGGCAGGAACUAGUACCGCGACAACAGGUUUUGGUGGGAUGAGCGGCGGUUUUGGAGCAACCUCACAGUCUGGCUCAAGUGGCAUAUUUGGGAAACCUAUAACUAGUUUUGGUACACCCUCUACAACAACAACGAAUAAUUUUGCUUUUAAUUCUACUCCAAGCACAAAUCUGUUUGGUACUAAUACCCAGAAUAAACCGUUUGGUAUCUUGUCUACAGCAGCAGCUCCAACACCACUUUUUGCAACCAGCAAUACUAACCAAAAUGCUGGUACAGGUUUCGGUGGCAUUAAUACCGGUCAAAACACUGCUUUCGGCUCCGCAUUUGGUCCAACGCAACCGAAUCAGAGUAUUGGUUUAUUUAAUCAGAACAAAUCAGCUUUUAAUGCACCCUCCACCUCGUCGAGUAGUGGAUUCUCCGGCUUCGGUCAAACACCAUCGAGCAAUACGGGUACAGCUUUAUUCGGAGCUAAGACAACGACUGGUUUCGGAGCAACUCCGACUUUUGGUUCAACUACAACGUCGACUUUUGGAACUACAAGUUUCACUGCAGGUCAAAACUCUGGUACUUCGUUGUUUAAUACGCCUUUUAAACCAGCGGGACAAACAUCUGGAUUCUCGUUUGGUUCAACUUCUACACCAUCGUCCGGACUCGGUACAAAUACAGGUUUGAUGUUGGGCAGUGGUUCUACUUUAUUUGGCCAGCAAAAAUCAGGUGGUUUCUUUGGAAAUACUGGUAAUAACUCAACAUUCAACACAUCGGGGUCGUUUGGAUCUUCAACUUUUGGAACCAAUGCAAAUGUAGGAACGGGUAUUGGAACUGGAUUACUCGGAGCUGGAAAUACGAUGAAUCAAACCAAGAGUUCAGGAACGGUGCCAGUGCAUCAACAAAUUUUGGCCUUGGUGUCUGCUCCCUUUGGUGAUUCGCCAUUGUUAAAAAAUCUUUUACCAGCUUCUGGUAAAACGGAAGAGUUACUAAAACCAGCAAAUGCGCCAUCCAAAUUGUUGAAUGGUCCACAGUACAAAGUUACCGCUGAUAACAAAUCUCCGAAAAUCAAGGCCAAGGUUGUUACUCCUGCACAAUUGUCCAAGAAAUCAAUGUUCGAAGGACUCGAAGAGGAAGAUCCACUCUCGGAAGCAUUUCACCCUCGUCCGAAUGCAAAACGUUUAGUGCUACGCCCGAAACCGAUAUUGAAUUCAAUAGUUCCAUCACCUACUGAAAUUUCGCAAAUUGCAGGGAAAAAUUUACAAUCCUCCGGUAAGGGAGAAGAGAGAUCGCCCGUAACAAAUUCGUUCGUCGAAAAUACAACUCUCGAAACUAUAGAUAAAGAAAAUCACAGUCAAGAUAAUAAUCGACAGUUGGCAAACGAUCGAAGAUCGUCUUCACCUUGGUUAAAAACAAGCCAUCCACGAAACGCGACCAUAAAAAAUUUGGACGGAGAAGCAUUUGAGGGUCAGCGUUCGUUGUUUUCUAGCCCGAACGCAUUGUCAGAUGAAAUGUUGAACAAUACCGUUACGGAAUUGCGACCUUACGCUAACACCAGUCUAUCAAAUAAAAUGUGUUCCGAAAUCAAUACAUCUGUAGAUACAUCUUUAAAAAACUCGUCCGUCGGUGAUAAAAUUUGUACGGAUACUGUAAUUCAGAAUUCUGACUCGAGCCAAGAAUUGGACGAAAGUGGAAGUUCCUUUUCAACGUUGCAAACUUCAAAUUGGAAGCCAAACGCAGCUAAAGUAAUAUUGAAACGCGCAGGUUACUAUACAAUUCCACCGCUUGAUAAAUUGGACGAGUACGUUUGUGGUGAAACGUGCAUCGUACGAAAUUUCACUGUUGGCCGCGAAGAUUACGGGAACGUGUAUUUUCCUGAAUCGUUUGAUAUAUAUGGUCUGAAUUUGGACGAAAUAGUACAUUUUCGACACAAAGAAGUCGUCAUUUAUCCGGACGACGAGAAAAAGCCACCUGUUGGAGAAGGAUUAAAUCGUAAAGCACAAGUUACUUUAGAUCAAGUAUGGCCGUAUGACAAGACUCUACACAAGCCUAUUACCGAUCCUCGUCGACUGGCUGCGAUGGAUUAUGAAGAGAAAUUACGAAGAGUAUCGGCGAAACAUGAUACCAGAUUCUUAGAGUACCGACCUGAAACUGGUUCAUGGGUUUUCAAGGUAGAUCAUUUUUCUAAAUAUGGCCUGAGCGAUUCGGACGAAGAGGACAAUAACGUUCCUGCAGGAAGCGACACGAAAAGAUUAAAAUUGUGCGCCGCAACUCAGCAGAAAGGCACAACCAAGCAGGAACAAUCAAAAAUUUCAAACAAAGAUACCUCCACGACCAAUGAUUUAAAAACAGCAAAUACAGAUUAUACCGAUCUCGAUACGCGUGGCCUUCUUUCGGAAGAUCAUGUCUCGCGAAUCGUCUCACGACGGUGGUUUAGACCAGUAGAUCAGAAUCAUGAGAAACAACUACCCUUGAGUCCAACUGGUGAAAAUGCUCGUAUUUUGGGUACUGACAGCCAUAAAUUACAAUUAAUGAAAGCCAGCUUUUUCGACGGUAGCGACGAAGAAAUUAGCGAGGUUUAUGAUCAAGAAUCAAAUUGUGCAUUAUAUCUCGCCGGCCGUAAAAAUUCAUUGCGACAUUUCAUCAACACUGCGCAAAAAUUAGACGAGGAUCAAAACUACGAGCCAAUUUAUAGUCCAAUGUUACGAUCAAAUUUGACGAUUCAUCGUACGCCAACGAUCACUUACGAAGAACCGACACUUACAAAAACAGAUUCCAAGUUGAAUCUUCGUUCGAUGAACAUCGUUGCUAAGACAUCAACGAUAUACGAAAAAGGUUUGCCAGAUCCAUCGAUAACUUCGGUGACUACAAUUCUUCGAUACGUUUCUGAAGUGAUUCCGUUAUCAAAAUCUAUUAUACACAAACUAGAGUCCCGUUCCAUUGCUGACACUGGUAUACAAAUGGGAAGAAUGUUUAAACCAAGCUGGGGACGUGGUUUAACGUUACUGACAUUGAGUACGAAAAAGCAGGCUGACGAUGUGCUGUUGAACAAUUCGUUUGAACAAAUCGGAUCUUACGUAUGUGGUCGUUCUCCAGAAGAUACAACAUCCGUUGCGAUAGUCCAACGUAUACAAAUUUUGGGUAACGGCGGUAACGGAACCGGCGACGAACGCGCCAAAACGUUCAAAGAAAGUGUAGAGGGACAUUUAAAAAUUGAAUUGUCACAUCGUGUGGUAAAUCAAGAAGGAGACUGUUUAAUUUUUGACGUAGAUAAAGAUAUUAAUAAGGCGAGCAUAGCUUUACACGCACAUUGUAGUUUGGCCGAAGAAUUUGCGGAGCAGUUUGCCACAGAUUCUUUUGCUUCGUACGUUGCCAACGUUUGGAAACUCUGCGUAGCUCUUUGGGGAACUUUGCCUGAUGUAAAUGUUGCCGCAGAAAAUCCAGACGAUCAUAGUGUCGUAGUCGCUCGACGAGAGGCAAUUGGAGAAUGGUUAAGAAACGUUAUACGAAAAACGUUCGUGUGGGAGGAUAUGGAUAUCAAUUAUGAAACAAAAUUGUUACUUUUACUAUCUGCUUUCGAAUUAGAAGAGGCAUGUAAAAUUGCGCGAGAAGUGGGUGAUCAUUGCGUGGCCUUGUUGAUGGCGCAACUAUGCAGCGGAAUGCCUAUAAAGGAAUUAAUAAAGGAACAAAUUAAAUUGUGGAAACAUGCCGGCGUUGAUGAAAAUAUUUCACUAGAUCGAUUAAAGCUUUUCGCACUGGUGGCGGGUGAAUCAUUCGUGCAUAGUAAACAUGGUCCAAUCGAUGUUUGCGAAGGUUUCGACUGGAAGAGAACGUUAGCUGUUCAUUUGUGGUAUUUUUCAUCUCCGACUGCCUCGGUAAGAGAUACAUUAGAUCUUUACGAGACCUAUUUUGAUACAAGCAAGACAUCAUAUAUUUAUACAUCAAUACCGAAACCCGAAUACAGAGGGGAUGACUUUGAACUUGAAAUAAAUAAUGGAAAACCAAUAUACGAUCUCUGUUUCCAUCUUUUGAAGUUAUUUUGUACUGGCAAUCAUACAUUGGGAGAAUUAUUGAAUCCAGCAACACAUACCGCUGAUCCGUUGGAUUACAGACUCAGUUGGUUGAUGCAGCAAGUACUUUUGUCUUUGGGUUAUUCUCAUCUUUCGGAACAUGUUGCCAUUUUGACACACGUUAAUUUCGCGACACAAUUAGAGGCGUAUGGUCUUUGGCAUUGGGCCAUAUUCGUAAUGUUACAUCUAAAGGAUGCUGGAAAAAGGAAAACUGCGGUAAUGAAUUUAUUACAACGUCACAUCGAGAUAGACGAUACCGCUGAUUCGAUCGAGCGGGAAAAAUUUUUACGGGAAGAGUUGGGUAUACCCUCUACUUGGAUCGAUCAUGCCAAAGCCGUCAAAAGUUACGUAGCCAAAAGAUAUGGCAAGGAACACAUUGGUCAGCUAAUGACUUCGGUCACCGCGCCUAUCUUAGAUCGUCGAAAUUAUACGACGAAAACGGCUAAUUUAUUGGGUAUCGUCGGCACGGAUGUACCUAUAGAAGAGAUACAAAAGUUGGUACCACCUUACAAGUUGGGUGUUAACGGAUAUUCUUUUAUCGUUGACAAUAACGGCCGUGUCUUGUAUCAUCCGGAUUUACGACCAUUGCCAGGGAACGUAGAUUACGAAGAAACAUUAAAACCCACGUAUAUCAACGUAGAUUUGUCGGAAGUCGAACUCGCCGAGUAUGAUGGACCAUUACAUCCGUUGAACAAUUCCCUUCUUCUCGAUUUGAGGCACGAUAUGAUUGAUCAAAAAGAAGGGGAAACUAAUUUUGCGAUCAAAAUUCAUUAUGACAAUAUGAGACGGGUUACCAUCAGACGUCACAAUUAUUUUUAUAAACCAAUAGAAGGAACGCCGUUUUCGUUGGGGCUGGCAUUGCCCGAAGGUUACGGUAUGUUUGAAUUGUUGGCCGAACAAGAAAUCAAACAUGCGAUAAUAAAUGUAACCGAGUAUUUUAAGGGAAACAAUUGGAAGGUGCAUCCUGACUGGGUGUACUGCGAGUAUAGUUCGGCUUCCGAAAAGUGGUUCCCGUCCCCCGAAGAACGCGUUCUGCAUUUUUUGGCAAGAACGCGAAGUCCGGGGUGGAAGUGGAUGUCCUUGAGACCAAGGAGUCCAAGCUCGCAUCAUAAACAAGCGAGCAAGCCCGACAAAGAUGCUUACUAUUGUGAUAAAAGAUUAGUGCAGUCCCUCGUGUUGGAUGCGUUGGUUACCGACGGUUUCGACAAAAGAGGUGCGAUGCACAAAGAAGAAAAUCAAAGCCCUAUUGCCAUACUGAUGGCUCUACUGCACAGUCAAGGAAAAGGCACAUUCGGUGUAACACGGAGUUUCAUCGCAACUAGAAGUGGCUUAUUUCGUUGGCACGAGCAUCAACAAACCGAAGAAACCAUCAAUGAACCACCAUUUGCUGGCAAGUAUGCGAGAGCUAUGGAUUCCUCGUGGUACAAACGCGCUGUGGAUCAACAUUCGAUAGAACCGGAGAGUUUCGUCUUCAGCGUGCCUUUUGACGCCGCCGACAGCCGAAAUCCAUUGGUCACGGCCACUCACGCAGUUUUCAUCGGGACAGGACACAAAGCACCGGCAGCGGUCGUAGGUUUGCAGUUUCAACAUUCUUCGCUGGCCUCUCGUUUCGUCAAUAUUACUUCGACGUGUAGUGGUACGAAUUGCAAGAAAAAUUGCGCUUCCGAAGCAUUAGAUUGCUACAUCUUGGACAAUAACGGAUUCAUUAUAAUCAGCGAACGUCACGAGCACACUGGAAAAUUCUUUGGCGAAAUCGACGGCACUAUAAUGGAUUCCCUGGUUCAGGAUAGAAUUUAUAGAAAAGUAACAGUGACCGAUUAUCAGGGGACAUGUAGCCCACAAGAAUCUCAUCAAUCGGCCGCGCCGAGAACUUUCUCACAAUCUGUCUCAACAACGAUCGCUAUAUUGGGAAAUUUCCUCUGGAGCAUGGCGUUCGGCUUUAAUUUUCAAAAUUUGUGGCAAGUUGCUUUCGCGUUCGCUGGCGAAUCCGCAAAGCCGCUCGAUGAAGAUUCACUCGGAGAUGUUCACGAGUUUGAAUCAUUCGCGAUACACGGGGACUCGACUGACGAACCAGAAGGAAACGAGGAAGCAUUUCCAAGGCUUCCAGCAGUUGUCGCUGCAACUCCUGCUUCUACCGAGACAACGCGAGCUACAUCUGCUCGCUAUUCGCAGGGAAAGUUAAGAUCUUGCGAGAAGAAGACGGAUCUUUAUAUUCUGCAACCUGACAGAUUGAAUACCAGCGGACAAAGUAAUCCGUUAAAAGGAAAGUUGACCAAUUGUCACGACACUGGUUGCGAAAGGCCUUUCAGCGUACAAAAGAUUCGCCAUACGAAUUUGAUUCUACUGGUAGUGGAUACAUUGUGCCCAUGCGGAAGUAAACAAUUGAGCAUCGAUCCGAUAGAAGCGCUGACAGAGCCUGGUGCUUGUAUCGCGAGGAGAGAACGUUUGUAUCGUCGUAGGCCACCGAAAUGUAUAAACUACCAUCCAGAGGAGAUGGAGAUCAAAUUUUGCGGUAGCGCGUGUCGUCCUUGUAAUUCCUUUUUCACAUUGAUUGUCGCGAUUAUUUCAAGCACACUCGCGACGCGACUCGCGUGACUUUGUCCGAAUUGAUCCUACGCAUGUACACGCACACACAUCCACACACAUGCACGGACCGACAGCCAGACGAAUUGACAGAUGGACAGAUGGACAGACAGACGGAUGAGAUGGACGAACGAACAGACAGAUUACUCAUAAAUUUAACGUUUUCAAAAUGAAUUUAGCGUUGCCGUUUCUAUGAAACAGUUAUGAAAAUGGUGUACUAGUUUAUCGGUUUAAUAUCUAUAUAAUUGACAAAUACGUGCAUACGAAUGAGCGAACGAGUGCGUACAUAUGCGCGUUCACACAUGAGUGAGUGUGCGCGCGCAUACCAGCGUUUGUACGUGAAUGCGUAUGAAAAUAAGAUGAAUAUACAUACAUGUGUAUGUACAUGUACAUGCGUAUAUAUAUAUAUAUAUAUAUAUAUAUAUAUAUAUAUAUAUGUGUACAUAUACGCGUGUGUAUGUGUAUUCGAGACACAUAACGAAGCCACCAAGUUAUAUAUAGUACAUACAUACGUGCACGUAUGCGUGUGAAUAUUAAUUGACACGCAGUCACGUACAUACUUGUAUGAAUAUGCACUCCAUGUGUACGUUACAGUCCAAACACACACGCAUACACACACAUACACACACACGCACGCACGCACACGUGCUCGAGCCUUUAAGGCAUGCGUGCGCGUGCGCCUUACAGAGACAUGUACAUAUCCAAAUACAUAAUAUUAAUGUUGAUCUAUGAUUACAUAUCCCAUUAUAAAUUCUGUUGCGAAGAAUUGUGAAUAUUUCCUAAUCGUAAUAUUUCGUAAUCGUAUUACGUCGAAUCUAAGUCAGAAAAUAUAAACAAAUCGAUAAAAUCGCACACACACAAACACACACACACACACACACACACGCACGCACGCACA
Frieseomelitta varia is the source of this 8525-nucleotide messenger RNA. It is a transcript of the gene Nup98-96, whose product is annotated as nuclear pore complex protein Nup98-Nup96-like. Gene Ontology annotation, molecular function: structural constituent of nuclear pore. Gene Ontology annotation, cellular component: nuclear pore cytoplasmic filaments; nuclear pore. Bases 245 to 7639 code for a protein of 2464 amino acids. The transcript has 41 exons. Gene Ontology annotation, biological process: RNA export from nucleus; protein import into nucleus; post-transcriptional tethering of RNA polymerase II gene DNA at nuclear periphery. Lineage: Eukaryota; Metazoa; Arthropoda; Insecta; Hymenoptera; Apidae. The record is from RefSeq and is a predicted model, not a curated record.